Schizophyllum commune H4-8 is the source of this 919-nucleotide messenger RNA. RefSeq lists its product as uncharacterized. The transcript is spliced from 4 exons. NCBI's taxonomy places the organism in Eukaryota, Fungi, Basidiomycota, Agaricomycetes, Agaricales, Schizophyllaceae. Bases 43 to 738 code for a protein of 231 amino acids. The record is from RefSeq and is a predicted model, not a curated record.
GUGCCGCCACCAUUUACGAUCUUGCCAUCUACGCCCAUCACGAUGUCAAACGAACGCUCAGCCUCGAGAGGACACGAGUUUACUUCCUCAGGCCGAGGUGGACUGGGGAAUAUCCAUCGCGCCUCUGAAGAGGUUCCCGUAUACGACGGCCCUGACGAUUUUUCCGCUACCCGCGGACGAGAGCCCAUCCCGGCGCAUGCGAAAGAGGUGUUCUCCACCGGACGCGGCGGCGCGGGGAAUAUGAGGUCCCCCUCUCGCGCCUCUCGCGAGGUCUCAGAGGGCAACGAGGCCCGCGAGCGCGAGAUCCUGCGCGCUGCUGAAGAGCGCGGGCGCGACAUGCCCCACUCGACCGGCCGCGGUGGCCUGGGCAACAUCUCGCGCAGCCGAUCGCGCGAGCCCGAGUCCCUCGUCUCCCGAUCGCGCUCCCGCGAGCCCGUGCGCUCGACCGGUCGCGGCGGCUUCGGCAACAUGGUCUCCGGCGAGGGCCCCCUCUCGUCCGAGACCCUCCACGAAGAGGACGAGGAGCGCAAGUCGCACUCCCUGCCCGAGGAAACACAUGCCACCGGCCGCGGCGGCUUCGGUAACAUCACCCACUCCCCUGCGCCCCCUGUCGAGCACAUCCACCCCCAGCAUCACGAUUCUGAGAGUCAUGGGCGUGGCGGGGCAGGCAACAUCACGCAUGAUCGCCCGAAGGAGCAUCACGGGAUCUCGUCCUUCUUCCACCACAACAAGUCGUAAAAUCGUGGACGCGAUGUUACCGCGAACCCUCUCCCUAUCUUUACCCUUCAUCUAAUCCCUUAUAUGUUCGACUUAUCCCGCCUCCAUUGUAGUUCGGAACGAAGCUUGUAUACCUGUAUGAAUUGUACCUUCCUAUAUGAUUGAAGUUGAAAAUAUUUUCUGUAUCUCGUUUCUACACUGA